Ceratotherium simum simum (southern white rhinoceros) is the source of this 991-nucleotide messenger RNA. It is a transcript of the gene PLPP2, whose product is annotated as phospholipid phosphatase 2. Gene Ontology annotation, biological process: signal transduction; phospholipid dephosphorylation; phospholipid metabolic process. The record is from RefSeq and is a predicted model, not a curated record. Lineage: Eukaryota; Metazoa; Chordata; Mammalia; Perissodactyla; Rhinocerotidae. Gene Ontology annotation, molecular function: phosphatidate phosphatase activity. Gene Ontology annotation, cellular component: plasma membrane.
CCCCGCCGGCCAGGCUCCGCGGCCAUGUGACCCGCGGCCGCGCCGGGACGCGACGGGACGCGCUGGGACGGCGUCGGGGGUCGAGGGCGCGGCCCGGGGGUGCAGCAUGCAGCGGAGGUGGGUCUUCGUGCUGCUCGACGUGCUGUGCGUGCUGGUCGCCGCCCUGCCUUUCGCCAUCCUGACGCUCGUGAACGCCCCGUACAAGCGAGGGUUCUACUGCACAGAUGACUCCAUCCGGUACCCCUACCGUCCAGACACCAUCACCCACGGGCUCAUGGCAGGGGUCACCAUCACCGUCACUGUCAUCCUUGUCUCGGCUGGGGAGGCCUACCUGGUCUACACGGACCGCCUCUACUCCCGCUCUGACUUCAACAACUACGUGGCCGCCAUCUACAAGGUCUUGGGGACCUUCCUGUUCGGGGCCGCGGUGAGCCAGUCGCUGACAGACCUGGCCAAGUACAUGGUCGGCCGUCUGCGCCCCAACUUCCUGGCCGUGUGUGACCCGGACUGGGGCCACGUCAACUGCUCGGUCUACGUGCCGGCGGAGCAGGUGUGCAGGGGGAGCCCCGCCAGCGUCACAGAGGCCAGGUUGUCUUUCUACUCCGGACACUCCUCGUUUGGGAUGUACUGCAUGAUGUUCCUGGCGCUCUACGUGCAGGCGCGGCUCUGCUGGAAGUGGGCGCGGCUGCUGCGGCCCACCGUGCAGUUCUUCCUGGUGGCCUUCGCCCUCUACGUGGGCUACACCCGCGUGUCUGACCACAAACACCACUGGAGCGACGUCCUCGUUGGACUCCUGCAGGGGGCGCUGGUGGCUGGCCUCACUGUUCGCUACGUCUCCGACUUCUUCAAGAUCCGGCCCCCGCAGCGCUGCCCGGAGGAGGAGGGGCUGGAGCGGAAAGCCAGCCUGUCGCUGACGCUGACCCUGGGCGAGGCCGAGCACAACCACUACGGCUUCCCCGUCUCCUCCUCCUGAGGCCGGAGCUGCCGGGCG